CUUACUAUCAAAAAGUACUGACAACUUAAUCAGAAUUCCUAGUACUUUUUUUUUUAAUUAAAUUUGAGAAAAUGACAGAAAAAAGUCCGUAUCAAUCAGCAUAAUAUUGUACUGUCGCCUAACAUCUUAUCAGUAUCAAUGAUGUACUGUCUUUAUUUUUGUGUCUCUAUCCCUCUUCCCCUAUAUAUAACAUUAGACCAAAUCGAACUCAAACCAAAACACAUCUAUUUAAAAAUAAAAAAUAAAAAAUAAAAUUUCCACCAAUGGCAAAAAACAGUUCAUCAAAUAAUAUUGGCAAUGCGAAAAAAAACAUCGUCGGUAUAGUAAAGCUCAGAACAGUGGUGGAAAGGCUGCAAAAGAGUCUACUUCGGGCAAAGAAACCUUCAUCCUCCGGCAACUUUAAGAAGGGUCAUUUCACUGUGGCGGCGGUGGAUGAAAACGGUGAGUUGAAGAGAUUUAUUGUGCCCUUGAGUUUUUUAACGGAUUUGUCAUUCUUGAGGUUAUUGGAGAAAGCCGCCGAAGAGUACGGCUUUGGUCAUGACGGAGCGCUGACUGUUCCUUGCCGCCCGGCCGAGCUCGAGCGGAUACUGGCGGAGCAAUGGGAGGAGGAAAGGGUCUCAGGCGGCGGUGGGGCUGACAAAUGGAGUUCAUAAUAAAACCUCGCUCAGCUGCUGACAUGUAACGUGUUUACGUCCAUAUUUUAUCGAUUCUUGUUCUCAUUAAGUUGCAACUUUGCAAAAUAAUCAGCCAUUUUGUUUAAUUUUCAUGUGUUAAUGUGCAGAAGGUUGCAUUAUUUUAGCUUGUAUCUUUUAAGUGUGUGAGGUUUCGGUUUCGGUUUCCA
Molecule: messenger RNA, 841 nt
Organism: Erythranthe guttata (spotted monkey flower)
Lineage: Eukaryota; Viridiplantae; Streptophyta; Magnoliopsida; Lamiales; Phrymaceae
Product: auxin-responsive protein SAUR21
Biological process (GO): response to auxin
Source: RefSeq, a predicted model, not a curated record